CGAUCACGCUCAAUCAGAUGUACGCCAAGUGACAUUUCAUUGCCAAAAAUUCAUAAUGGUAUUGAUAUUUUCGUCGUCCCCCGAUAUCUAUUGUUUCCAAACAUUACAUUAUUUGGAGCAUAGUGGUCGACGCCCAGAGUUACACGUUAGUGCCAAAACAUUUUAGUUACUUCCCUUGACCUUGAUUUUUAGCUGCCAACUGAAGUAGAAAGCUUUUGUUGACAUAAGUCCUGGUAAUUGGCCCAGAUUGUGAUAGAAAUGAGUACCUACUGUUGCCAACUAGUAUAUUAAAGUAUUGUGAAGUGUUGGAAUAGUAUACGCGCACAUCAGAAAUCGCGUUUAGUGUUCAAAGCGACUUAGUAAAUACUCUUUGCAUAGAGAAAGGGAAUGUUUCAGUUCUACCGUUUCAUACUUAAUCUAUGGCGUUACCAUGACAACAUAAAUAUAAACAUUGUUUUUGAAAUCGAAGCGAUGUAAGACGUGCAUUGAAUUGAACACAAAAUAUUGGAAUCAAGAGCUAACAAGUUUUUUUAAGCGUUUAGAAAUUUCACCAUAGACAUUAUUGGUUUAAUGUUUUUAUCACGGCAUCGCGAACUGUUGUAGUUUAAGAGAUGGAUUUGAAUGUAAUGGAUAAAUUGCGUUUACUGAAAAUCGACACGGAAUUAAGACCAAAGAUCAAAAUGAAGCCGAUGAGUCGUUAUUAUUUCCUCACCACCACAAAUCCUGUUGAGCAAUUCUUCGUUUUCGCAUCGACUGCCGCCUGGCUCAUCCGGAAAACUGGUCAAGAGUUCGAGCAGCCAAAUGAAGAAGACGAUCCCAAUGCAACCAUAGCAAGCAUACUAGAUGUAUUACGCGAAAGAGAAAUAGCAGUGGAUUUCUCUUCACACAAACUUAAACAAGGUUAUGGAGACCAAGUCUGUUAUAUUUUAAAUGUUUUAGCUGACGAAGCGUUAAAAAAAGAAAAUUUUGAAUGGGAGAAACCCAUCGUUGAUAUCCCUGAUCCUGAAGAAUCAGCUGAUGACGUCGAUCAAAUAGAAGAUGAGACGGAAAUAUUUCUUGAUAAAGUCGAAGAAGAGAUGAUUAGACAUUCCGAUGAUUCUGGAGACGAGAAUAAAGAAGAAAAGGAAUCAACGAAAUCUCUUACAACAGUUCACGAUUGGGAAGAAUGGAAACUGGAAUUGGAAAGAGUAGCACCAGCUUUGAGAUUGAAAAUAUCAGCCGACGGACGAGAUUGGCGAGCGAGAUUAGCACAAAUGGAAACCUACAAAAACGAACUAUUUGAAAGACUCAAAACGACCGGUUCACAAUUGAACAAAGUGCACGGUAACAUAAGUUCAGUAAUGGAUAAAGUCGCUGCACGUGAAAACAUUUUGAACGAACAAUUUGAACCUCUUGUUAAGGAAUAUGGAUCACUUUUGAACGAGUUAAAGAAAGCUACUGAUGAAUGUAAAGAAGUGAGUGCCGGAGUUACUGAACGACAGGAGAAACUGAACGAAGUUACUGCAAAGGUGGAAAAUAUCAAGCAGAGAACAGAACAGAAGGGAUCUUCCAUGAAUGAUACAUCUCCUUUGGUGUCCGCUAAGAAAGCUGUGGAAGCAUUAAAGAAGGACAUUCAAGAAUUAGACUUUCAGAUAAUAGUUUUAUUGUGGCUUCUGAUAUCGAAGGAAAGUCCGAAAAGUAAUAAUUUUUUGACUAAUACUGAAUCUGGAAUAUUAAAUAAGGAAUAUUAAAAUAA
Papilio machaon (common yellow swallowtail) is the source of this 1735-nucleotide messenger RNA. RefSeq names its product intraflagellar transport protein 57 homolog (gene IFT57). Lineage: Eukaryota; Metazoa; Arthropoda; Insecta; Lepidoptera; Papilionidae. The transcript has a single exon. The coding region runs from base 612 to 1730 and encodes 372 amino acids. Gene Ontology annotation, biological process: intraciliary transport; non-motile cilium assembly. Gene Ontology annotation, cellular component: Golgi apparatus; intraciliary transport particle B; cilium. The record is from RefSeq and is a predicted model, not a curated record.